Rhizoctonia solani is the source of this 960-nucleotide messenger RNA. RefSeq names its product 3-methyl-2-oxobutanoate hydroxymethyltransferase. Gene Ontology annotation, cellular component: mitochondrion. The record is from RefSeq and is a predicted model, not a curated record. Gene Ontology annotation, molecular function: magnesium ion binding; 3-methyl-2-oxobutanoate hydroxymethyltransferase activity. The transcript has 2 exons. NCBI's taxonomy places the organism in Eukaryota, Fungi, Basidiomycota, Agaricomycetes, Cantharellales, Ceratobasidiaceae. Gene Ontology annotation, biological process: pantothenate biosynthetic process. The coding region runs from base 1 to 960 and encodes 319 amino acids.
AUGCUCGCUUCUACUUCACGGACUGCUACAUAUGUAGUGGGGCAACAGUGUCGGGUGUUUGUGUCGCGACGAUGGAUGAGUGUGCGACCAGAGGAAAAAGAAGUACAUGCACGUAAAAAGGUUACGAUCCAAAAACUCCAUGCACUCAAACAAAAGGGAACACCCAUCACGGUGCUUACAGCCUACGAUUAUCCUAGUGGUGUACGGUGCGAACGUGGGGACAUUGAUGUCACACUCGUUGGGGAUAGUUUGGCUCAAGUGGCUCUUGGGUAUGACUCGACCACACGCCUGACGCUAGACGAGAUGCUUCAUCAUAUCCGUGCCGUCGCUCGAGGGUCGCGUGCGCCAUUCUUAGUAGCAGAUAUGCCAUUUGGAACGUACCAUGCCUCAGUGGAAGACAGUAUUCGCUCUGCUGUACGAAUGGUUCGUGAGGGUGGAGCUGAAGCAGUCAAACUUGAGGGAGGGAAGGAACUCGUGCCUACCGUCAAGGCACUAACAAGCAUUGGGAUACCAGUCAUGGCGCACAUUGGGUUACUUCCACAACGACACACUGCCUCAUCAGGGUACCGAGUUCAGGGGAAGGAUACUGCGAGCGCAAUCGAAUUAAUCCAUGCGGCCAACGAAUUGCAACAUGCAGGGGCGUUUUCUAUUGUUCUAGAGGCGGUCCCACACCUUCUUGCGACACAUAUCAGUAAACGAAUACGCAUACCUACUAUCGGUAUCGGUGCCGGACCCGGGUGCGAUGGGCAAGUACUCGUUCAAGACGAUGCAUUGGGGGUAUGGUCGGGCCACAAAGCUAAAUUCGUACGAAGGUUCGCCGAGAUUGGACCUGCAGCGACAGAGGGUGUCUGUGCAUAUGCCAAGGCGGUUAGGGAUGGAAGUUUCCCGACUGUGGGCACCGAAUCGUAUGACAUGGACCCCAAAGAAUGGGAAAAAAUUGCAGAACAUGAACAAGCUUGA